This is a messenger RNA of Morone saxatilis (striped sea-bass), 1108 nucleotides long. It is a transcript of the gene tmem26b, whose product is annotated as transmembrane protein 26b. The record is from RefSeq and is a predicted model, not a curated record. The transcript is spliced from 6 exons. Bases 50 to 940 code for a protein of 296 amino acids. NCBI's taxonomy places the organism in Eukaryota, Metazoa, Chordata, Actinopteri, Moronidae.
CCCCCACAGCAGCCGGAGCUCCUCCAGUGUGCUUUACAAACUCAAAGACAUGUUCUUCAAGUUCAUUUGCGCUGUGGUGACCAGGUCCCUCUUCAUCCUCAUCUCUCUUAUAGGGGUGUGGAGGGUGGUGUGGGUGAAGGACAAUGGACUCUACUGGUUUCUCACAAUCCUCUACCUGCCCCUUGUAGUUGAGAUGAUCCUGACCCUGAGAAGACGAAGUGGAAACGAUUACAAAUGGUUUUCUCCAGCUAUCUUCUUCUUCCUCAUCAGUAUUAUCCCAUCAUUGUGGAUUUUAGAGCUUCACCACCAGGAGAACAAAUCCACUGACUCCAAGUGUGAAAAACUUGACUCGACUGAAAACUUUUACAGACUCUGGAAGAAUGCAACCAACGGCGGUAUGCUACCUAUGGUCCCUCUGUCCUCAGUGUGUGCCAACGACUGGAUCCUGGCUCUACACCAGAUUCUGCUAAUUUUACUGAUCUUGGGGAAGUGGUUGAUGCCCGCCGCUGGAGAGCUGACUAGGGACCAGCUCUCCCAGUUACUGCUCAUCUUUGUGGGAACGGCUGCCGACAUACUGGAGUUCACCUCUGAGACGCUGUCUGACAUCAAUGACAGCAGUCCAGUCAUGGUGUACAUUAUUCUGGCUGUGUGGACUUGGAGCAUGCUUCAAUUCCCGCUGCAUCUUUCAGUAAUGGGUGCGUCCUCAGAUGACCUGUCCGACCCGGCCUCCUCCCGCCUCACUCAGCUCAGGACUGAUAUCUGGAGCACAGUGGAAGCUUUGUUUAUCCAGGACGGGCCUUUCCUGGUGGUUCGGCUCAUCGUCAUGAUAUACUUCAACGUGAUCCACCAGAUGCUGAUCUUCUUUGCCAUUAAAAACUUACUGGUCGUCAUUCUCAACAUCUACCGGCUGUAUGUGCUCAUCUGUGACAAGAGAAACUAAGUGUGGAUGCAGUCCCAGUGCAGCAAGAAACAGUAAUUAUGUUACUGUGCGCCAUUGUGAUUGCAUGUCACGUUCUAGUAUAUCUGCAAAGUUUGUCUAAACUUCAGACUAUGUGUGUACAAAAAAUGUUUGAGAAAACGUAUACGUUUUCAAGAUUUUAUUUUUAUU